AUGCUAUGCAGUAGGCUUGAUACUAUCCUUCCUUCGUUGAUUAACUCUAAUCAAGGUGCUUUUAUAAAGCAUAUAUCUCUUGCCUAUAAUGUUCUCAUAUUUCAAGAUUUGAUAAAGGGUUAUAAUAGGAAAAAUAGCUCACCUAGAUGUGUUAUGAAGAUUGACCUUAAUAAAGCCUAUGAUUCAAUUGAUUGGGACUUCUUGGAGAAUUGGCUAAAAGCUCUAUGCUUUCCUAGUAAAUUUAUCUGUUGGAUCAUGAUUUGCUUGAGAGGUACCUCCUACUCAUUACUGUUAAAUGGUAGAAUCCAAGGUCACUUUCAGGGAGGUAAAGGGCUUAGGCAAGGGGAUCCUAUUUCUCCUUUGCUUUUUGUCAUUGUGAUGGAUUACCUUACUCGAAUGUUCCUCAAAGCUUCCAAGGAUAAAGGAUUCAGAUUUCAUCCUAUGUGCAAAUCUCUCAAUCUUGUUAAUCUUUGCUCUGCGGAUGAUUUACUUAUUUUUUGCAAGGCUAAUCCUCAAUCUGUCCAGAUCUUGCACUCAGCUCUUACUGAGUUUUCCUUGACUUCAGGUCUUUCUAUUAACCUUAGUAAGUCCCGUAUUUACCUUGGUGGGCUGACUGAUGCAGCUAAGGAGGAUGUGUUGAACUGUACUAAUCUGCAGGAGGGAUCUUUUCCACUGAAGUAUCUUGGUGUCCUUCUUAGACCUAGCAAAUGCAAAGCAUCUGACUUUGAAAUAAUCCUCAAGAAGAUUAGAUUAUGUCUUAAUUCCUGGGCCAGCGGAAACUUAUCUUAUGCUAGUAAAACUCAGUUAAUCCAGUCUGUCUUAAUGGGAAUUAGGAAUUAUUGGAUGAACAUUUUUCUAUUGCCUCAACAUGUGGUUAGAAAUAUUGAUCGUUUGUGUAGGAAUUUCUUGUGGGGUAUGAAGGGAACCCGCAGCAAAUUUCACCUGGCAUCUUGGGAUUUUGUCUGUCGUCCUAAAGCUUAUGGAGGGCUCAGUUUGAAUAAGUAUGCUUCGUUGCAUGAUGAGUUUGUACAACAAAGGAAAGAGGAAGAUGGUGGUAAGACAAAGAAUGAGGUUGAUAGGUAUCUAAUUGAGGAUGUUGAACCUAUGAUUGAGGGUGUCAACUUCGGCAUUUUGAAAUGGUGGGCCGGAAAUGCAUUCAAGUACAAGAUCUUGUCAACCAUUGCUCGUGAUGUUUCACAUCAACCAAUCAUUGUUCGAGAGUACAUGAAUGAAAAUGAAGUUCUAGAGACAUCAGAGAUUCUGGAGUCUGAGAUCACAGGUGAUAGUGAUACUACAACUGCUGGAGCUAGUGGUAGUGAAAAUAUUUCCGCUUCAUCUUUUGGUUCUAUUAAUGCUCCAUCUACAGCCUCAUUAGCUGCACAUGGAACUGAUUGA
This is a messenger RNA of Humulus lupulus (European hop), 1395 nucleotides long. RefSeq lists its product as uncharacterized. Bases 1 to 1395 code for a protein of 464 amino acids. Gene Ontology annotation, molecular function: protein dimerization activity. The record is from RefSeq and is a predicted model, not a curated record. Lineage: Eukaryota; Viridiplantae; Streptophyta; Magnoliopsida; Rosales; Cannabaceae. The transcript is spliced from 4 exons.